This is a messenger RNA of Chara braunii, 1914 nucleotides long. The record is from the annotation of a GenBank genome assembly. Lineage: Eukaryota; Viridiplantae; Streptophyta; Charophyceae; Charales; Characeae.
GAGGAGGCAGACAGCAUCAUCACCCGGAAUGAGCAGACCAGCAGACACCUGGACCGUUUCCUGAUCUGCACGAAUCAACCUUUCAGCUUGAUUGAGAACCACUACUUCCUUCAGCUCAUCGACGCAGUUAAGAAGAGCCAUCCUAGUUGGUGGUCGUGCAAGAGGGACGAGAUGAGGACGAAGCGGUUGGACGGGCAGCGCAAAAUUGUUGGGGAUGAGAUGAAGAGUCUUGUGAGGAGGUGGGAGAGGACAGGCUGCAUGCUGCAAAUGGACGGGUGGUCGGACAGGAGGAACAAACCACAUCUCAACGUGAUGGUUUCCUCCCCGAUUGGCACAGUGUUUUGGAAGUCCGUUUGCAUGGAAGGAAAGGACAAGGACUCAGUGGCUUACUUCAAGCUGCUAGAAGGAGUCAUCGAGGAGGUCGGUCCGCGGUCCAUCGUUGGCGUCGUGAUGGAUAAUGCGAGGGUCUGCGCAAAGGCCGGGAAGAUGGUGGAGGCGAAGUACCCUGGGAUCUUCAGUGUGGGCUGCACGGCCCAUGCGUUGGACUUGGCAUUAGAAGACAUGUACAAGCGAUUGGAUUGGAUGAAGGAAGUCGUCGACAAGGGGAACCGAGUGGGCAAGUUUGUGACGAACAUCGACAAGGUGGCUGCAUUCAACGCUGUCACACGCAUCAUUGUGGACAGCGAAGGGUUUUGGGACGAGGUCAACAGAGCAAUUGCUGUCAUGAAGCCCGUGGUCAAGCUGCUGCGUUUGGUGGACGGUCCCGGAGCGACUGUCGGCAAAGUGUACUUCGGCAGGGACGAGAUCGUGGCGCGAAUGCGGGUCCUUGACUGUCUGACGCAGGACGAAAAGGCAGCGGUGGAGAACAUUCUCAUGGACCGGUGGGCAUUCAUGACAUCCGAGUUGCAUUGCGCUGCGGCGUUUCUCGAUCCCGAGUACCGGUCGCAGACAUUGCGGGACACGGAGAUCCGCGAAGGGUUCAACAUUUGGCUCUAUUCGUGGGCGCCAACGGAGUUGCUGAGGGAAAUCAGCAAGCAAGUCGACAAUUGGGUCUGCGGGGCAGGCACACUCGGGACACUGAACGCGAAGGAGCAGGCCAAUGUGCAAACACCAGCACUGUGGUGGGAGGCGUUCGGGGGAUUAUUGGACCUCCUCCAACCGCAGGCCAUCAAGCUUCUCGGCCAGUUUGCAAAGACGGAGGUUGACGAGUGGUACGAAGAUUGGACCACGCAGGUCAUCGAGGGGAGAGUCGUUGAUGCAGCCGCGGCGGAGGUUGCAGAUGAUGAUGAUGAAGAUGGCCCUUUGGUGCGCACGUGGCAAAAGAAUGAUGAGGAGGACGACCUCGCGGACGAGGAGGACGACGUCGCCCUGCUCGGCUCAGUGGAACGCACUUGGCAUGCCAACACGAAGCCAGGGAAGCAUAGAGUGCGCGAGCUGCGGAGGAAGUCGGGCCUCCAAGAGCCCGAACCUUCAUUCCUUUACACGGCGGAGGGCUGUGACCGUGCCAUGAGCGCACGACAAGCGGGUGAUUGGGUGCACGGGAGGGAGGAGGCAUCAGGGCGUCGGCAACAGAACGAAAGGCAGCAACACCCGAGCCCGAUGAAGAACGGCCAACACGCAAGGGGAAGAGUAAGGAGGGAGGUGAUGGAGUCGCACCGCCGAAAAGGAAGAGGGGGCGGCCUCCUCUUUCACCGCCAAAGAAGGCUGCAAAGGCUGCAGCUGAGGCUGCGAAGAAGGCCGCAGAAGACGAAGCGGCUGCCGCCAAGGCUGCAAAAGCAUCCACUGCUGCAGAGGCAAGGCCGAAGAGGAAGCGCGCGGCCCGAUCAUGGAGGACGACGAUGACAAUCUGCGUGCCCAGGCCGCAGUGCACUCUUCUGGACCGACGUCAUCGUCGUUCGAAGAAAGCGGCAAAUC